CUAAAUUAUAUCUGAAAAUUUGAUCGACAUUGGUUGAAGGAAAGAAUAUUUUUUCUCAGUCUGAAUUACCGUCGGUCAGGUUAAAAGUUGCGACAUUUUACGCGCGGCCAUGUGACGUCAUUAGUUGUGUACAUGUUGUCCUGGGCCCUUGACAAUAUGGCGUCCACGCGUAGUAGAGUGAGUGGAAAAUUUUGCGUAGCUGGCGGCCCAGGGAACGUCAGCUGCACAAACAAUAGUCAAACCCAAAACAUUUCUAUGCACAUGUUUCCCUCUGACGAAGUUGUACGCCGAAAAUGGACUAAAUUUGUACAGAAACAUCGGCCAACUUUCAAGCCUUCAAAAAGUUCAGUUUUGUGCUCUGUACACUUCACCGACGACUGUUUCUCAAGAAGAGCAGAGUUACUUGGAAAUGAAGCUUCAAACUUCAUAACCAAAAGACAUUUAGUAAAAGGAUCAGUCCCAUCUGUUGACACUGCCAUCACGCCAAUUACUUGUAAUAGUUUGUCUCGACGUGACAAGAAAAAGAUAAUUGAGAAUGCACUCAAGGUUACAAGUGAUGUCGAUUCAACGGUAGAGUGUGUGGAGUUCUCAAAACCCAACGAAGCAAAAAUCCCAGUUACAAGCAAAAUGACAGUGUGUUCGCAUUGUUCAAAGAGGGCAAAGCUGCUGCGAAAUGUGCAGAAAAAUAAUCAUUAUCUUAGGAGAAAAAUUCGCCAGUUGAAAGAGAUAAGCAGCAAAAAUUGUGACGAUGGAGAAAGUACAGACUCGAUCGGGAGUACAGAAACUUCCGACNAAUUCGCAUACUUGGAAACGCACAGUAAAAGCGGCUACACAACUAAUGACGUCACUCGGCACCAGUCCCUUGACUACGAUUUUUACAAAAACUAG
This is a messenger RNA of Exaiptasia diaphana, 888 nucleotides long. RefSeq names its product THAP domain-containing protein 2. Gene Ontology annotation, molecular function: sequence-specific DNA binding. Bases 133 to 888 code for a protein of 251 amino acids. Lineage: Eukaryota; Metazoa; Cnidaria; Anthozoa; Actiniaria; Aiptasiidae. The transcript is spliced from 3 exons. The record is from RefSeq and is a predicted model, not a curated record.